AACAAGGAGAAGGUAACUAUCCGUCAACUCCGAUAAUUAAUAGCUUAAUCGCAAAAAUCAAUUCAGGAAAUACCCUUUCACGAGAAACAGAGUUAGACGAUGUCAAAUCAGUGAAAUACAAAAUCACCAACAGAAAAUUUCCCGCAUUGAGCUAUGUGUCAUUAAAACCAUU
This is a messenger RNA of Dentiscutata erythropus, 172 nucleotides long. The record is from the annotation of a GenBank genome assembly. Lineage: Eukaryota; Fungi; Glomeromycota; Glomeromycetes; Diversisporales; Gigasporaceae.